Molecule: messenger RNA, 1869 nt
Organism: Exaiptasia diaphana
Lineage: Eukaryota; Metazoa; Cnidaria; Anthozoa; Actiniaria; Aiptasiidae
Product: protein ripply2
Exons: 5
Coding region: 365-763 (132 amino acids)
Biological process (GO): negative regulation of transcription by RNA polymerase II; embryonic pattern specification
Cellular component (GO): nucleus
Source: RefSeq, a predicted model, not a curated record
CUAGACAACCCAUUCCUCGACUCGGACUAUUUUUGGUUAGGAAAACGUAGYUAGGAGCUUAAUUUGUAAUUUGUUCCCUGUGUCGUGAGAUCUUGCCUUCGCGAGAACAUUUCAUUUGCAUUGUUCAUAGCAACACCGGACAGGCCUGUCUGUACAAAGUUUGAUUAUCGCCUUGGAAGGCUGUCUUGUUUUGACUUUUAGCACCUCGGCUGAGACGGAAUAAUUUACAUCAAGAAACGUUGUCUCGAACGCCAUUUUGGCUCACUGGAAAGCAAUUCUUCCCUCCACACGAUCAAGCAAUCUAUUGGCUUUUUUCAGAACAUAUCGAUAGCAAGCCACCACAGGAACAACAUCUCGCGUAGAAAUGGACCGAUGCGGGCAGCUUCCCGCCGAAAAAAGUUCCAAAUUUUGGCGUCCAUGGGACGAAGAGACAAAAGGGACAAAGAAGCUUACUCGAGCACACCCUUACAAAAGAUGCCACAUUGAUGCCCAAUCUCUCCAUCCGUCACAGCCUUAUAACACAACCUUCAAGCACCCAGUCAGAUUGUACUGGACRAAAGCAGUCUAUGACUAUAUGUACGAAGCUGGCGAAAGACUGCUAAGAAAUUUUCCAGUUCAAGCAACGAUACAAGUUGUAGACGAAAGUGAUAGUGAUGAUAGYGAUGAUGAAGAUGAUGAUGAAAUCGACGAAGAUAACAAUUUGGAUGAAUCUUUAARAGACGUCCAAGAUGUCCCAAAAGAUAGGAAAAAAACUGCGUCAUAGUUAGAAAGAUACCGUGUAUUAUUGCACAAUAAUCUCUGCUAGUGAUAUAUAUAUAUUGCAAAUUUUGUAUAUAAAAGUUUCUAUAUAGCUAUCUAUAUCAUAGGAAAAAAAAUCAUAUAUUCACAUAUUUCAGAAAACGUUGAAUACUGAUACGGGAUAGUGCAUUYCAAGACCGAAGUGCAUUGUUGGUCCCUUCUCUAUUGCCAUGCACUGAGAUUGUKUUGGUCAUUGGUUUGUGGAGUGGCUAAAAGCAGCUCUUGCACUUCAAUGCUUUCCAAAACGCCGGCUGUAAGUGGUAUAUACAUAUAUCUCUAUAUAAUAUAUACWUUUCACAACAAAUAGACGUUAUACAUUGCCGAAAACAUGGGUCCAAGUGGGCUGCGAACCGAUCGAAAAACACAAGAUAGCCCAACAAUUUKAAAAGACUUCCGAUCAAUUUGGUUUGUUUGUAUUUCGGUAUUAAAAUUUAUACUUUUUUCUUUAUUGUUUUAACACCAGAAGGAUUUUUUUAUCAGCUUUUUGAAGUAAAUCUCUAUUCAAAAGAUAGAGUUGCAUGUAAUAUUUUGUAACACGCGCUUUACAUUUUUACCCAACAUCAUUAAAUGGACAUGAUCCACCAGCAUUCAAUGCGGUCGUGUUUUAGAUUUUUCAUAUAUGGAAAAUGAAGUGAUGCAUGACUUUGAAUCCGUUUCCAUCCAUCGAUUUGAAGCUCGAAUCUUACAAUAUCUCCAUUCAUAUAGUAUAAAGGGAUAAUAAAGCGUAAGUUUUUGCUUAUAUUACGAUGUAUUUAUAUUUUCAAACAUGAGCAAAAGCUCGCAAGGGAUGCUGGUGGGCCAUGUUCCUUUUAGUUGUGUAUGAUUGCCAUAUGAUUUGCGAUGCACUGAGAUUUGCUUGAUUAUAAUGGAUUUUAUUCAUAGUUCAUUUUUUACCGAGGUUUUGUAUUCAUUUAUUGAUAAUAUAAAGAAAUCAAAAUGUUGUAUAUCCAUAAGUUCAAAUGUGAAUUAGGUUAUUUUAUGGUCUUGUAUGGAUGUAUUUAGCUCUGAGAACGAUAUAUUUGUAAAACAUAUAUCUUGAAAGAAAAAGCAUAUUAAAAUAUGAAACAGUCA